Nestor notabilis (Kea) is the source of this 2937-nucleotide messenger RNA. It is a transcript of the gene DDIAS, whose product is annotated as DNA damage-induced apoptosis suppressor. The transcript is spliced from 4 exons. Gene Ontology annotation, cellular component: nucleus; cytoplasm. The coding region runs from base 1 to 2937 and encodes 978 amino acids. Gene Ontology annotation, biological process: negative regulation of intrinsic apoptotic signaling pathway in response to DNA damage. The record is from RefSeq and is a predicted model, not a curated record. NCBI's taxonomy places the organism in Eukaryota, Metazoa, Chordata, Aves, Psittaciformes, Psittacidae.
AUGAAGAGUGUGAGAGAACUCCUGGCUGCCUCUGUAAUUUCCAUCCAGAACUCCUGCUUCAUCUACCCUGCCUGUCAAAACUGCUUUUCUAGGCUGAUACUGGAUUCUAGGAGGUUUAACUGUCCAAAAUGUGGCUGUACAGGUGAGGCCAAGGAUGCAGGCUACAGAUACAGAUUGUCCCUAAAGGUUGCUGACACUAACGAUUUGUUUGACAUCACCGUGUUUGGAAGUUGCUUAGAUCCAUUCUUUGGGGUCACCGCAGAAAAUCUGCAGAGGUGUAUUCAAGACUUCAAUCAGCUGUCAGGGGAAACAAACACAGAUGCAUCUCAAGCAGUGUUAGUUCAAGCAGUGGAAACCUGUUUCAUUGGAAGAAGAUUUAUAUUUGGAGUGAAGGGUUGGGCAAGGGAAGAUGGAGGCCAUUCUGCUGCCAGCAGCAUCCUGCAGAACUGCUCCAGAAUUAAUAGAAGUACAAAAACCCUUACAGCUUGCCAGCUCUUCCUGCCAAACACUGCUGUUACUGGCUUUACUGUUAUCAGCUGCUUCCAUCGGCUCCUGCAGUCAGCAAAACUCAGGAGCUGUAGUAACAGCUCAGAUUCACCUGACACAUCAGCAGCUCCAGCAGAGGAACCUGUCAGUGAGCUCAGCAGCUUGUCUGGCCUGAGCAGAAACUCCUGCUCUGCUCAGUCUAGUGGCAGAGAAAGUUCUUUAUGGUCCUGGCAGCAGUCCUUCAGCCUGACUUCAUCUGUUGCUUGGGUAACACCGGAAGACUUUCCCACUCUGGAAGUGGGAGAGCUGGUGAGUGAACAGCAUGAACAAGAGGGGAGGCCUGUCCCUGCAGAAUCGUGCAGUGUGAGCCCAAACAAUCAAACUCUCUGGGAUUCACCAUUUUGCAGCUCUGCUGUGAAGGGAGGGGAUAAAGAGGAGUGUGAUGAGUUGAGUGCACAGCCUAAUCGGAGUGACGGUAUCUCUGCAACUGAUAAAUUAGAGAGAAUAUCCUCUUCAGAGACUGAGUGUUCACAUGGAAACAGUUCCAGGUUGUUACAACAUCCCUUGGAACUUGGGGUACAGAGCACUUACCCGAAGACUGAUGGUAUAAAUUAUUCUUGCCCAGAAACAUCCCACAAAUCACUUUUAUACAAGAGAGAUGCCUCAGCUUCUGGUCACGUAAAUGUGUCUCAGAUGGACUCUGUGCUUUGGGACGAGCUCCCGUUCUCAGAAAGCCUAAAUGAAUUUUUAGCCAGAAUAGAAGAAGGCAAGAGCAUCGUAACAUCACCCAGUGUAGAUGCAGGCAAACAUCUGCCUGCCCUUCUUGAAAGCAGCAGGUUGGGUGUAAAUCUUAACGAAUCAUGUCCCAGGCAAACCCUUGUAGCUGCUGAUUUACCUGAAGCAAGUGUCUCCAGGAAGCUCUUGCCACCAGCAGAGAGUGAUAGCUGGGAGAACGUAUUGCUUGCUUGUCUUCAGUCACAUGCAGAUCCACAGAGUGGUGAGGUAUCACAGCAUGAGUCUUCCUCUAGUGCUUUAUCUGACAAGGAAUCUUGCUUUAUACCUAACCCUCAUCUACCUGUUCUGUCACAGUCCUUGCCCGUUACACCAGAGCCUUCUGUUUCUGAGAGCAGGUAUGUGCAGUCCAAAGCAGCAAAUAAGGACAUUUCAAAGUCAUCUUGGUUCUUUAUUCAUCAGUGUGCUGCUAAACAUGGAGAAACCUCCUGUGUGAAGAGGAGCAAGGCAGCUCCCUGUGUGCAUUCUGCACGUGAUAGCUGCUUAGCUGGUUGGGAAAAUAAAGAAAACUCUUCUUCUACACCAAGCCAAAGACCAGAUCUUACACUCACAGGGACAUGGGACUCUGAUGCAGCAGCACCCAGCAAUACAGGAAGGAUUUAUAAAAGAGAAUUAAAACCAUUGGCAGAAGUGUCAGAAAACACCUUCAAAAGUGCUAAUAGGAGAGAGACACUGUGGAACAGUAUCUUCCCUGAAGGCAGCUACGAUGCUUCUGCUGAUCUCUUUGAUGCAAGUACAAGAGAGGUAGCGAAACCUGUUGAAUUCUUAAAGCAAGCAGGUAAUUCUUUAAUAAAGGAAGAUGAUACUUUGACAGAAAAGGUCACAGCUGCUGAAUUGGUGCUUUACGGUGGAGAUGUUUCCUGUGACAGUUCAAAAUGGAGCUCGUCCCGAUACAGGUCCCCUCCUGCUUUUAGGAAGCACAGUACACCAGUAACAUCCUCCUUUUGUGAUGCACAAUGCAAUUCAGUCAGUGCUCGAGACUUUGUUCCUUAUUCACAGUCCACUCCUAUGGCAAAACCUCUCCAGAAGCUGUGGCCUGGUGGGGAAAGAAGCUCUUUUCUCACUGUCUUCACCCCUACAAAUCCCAGGAAGAUCCAUUCUAAAUGCAAGCGGUCUAGGUCUGCCUUUCAAAACACUCUGCUGCAGCAGCUUACCGGCAGGUUAGUGAAACAUGGGAGGCCAAGUAACAGUGGAGACAAGGAAAGCAGUAGCUCUGUGUCACAGCAGUUCCUUCGCAGCCAGCUGCCUGCCAGCUGUGAGGAGUGGAUCCCUCCUUCUGCAAACAAAAGGUUGAAGCCAUCUGCAUCUUUACCUUUAAAAGCGGUCGGGCUGGCUCCUGACGUGCAGGUGACCUGUGGGCACACGGGCAGGAACCCUGCUUCUGAGAGCAAAGAGAACAGUGAGAAUGAUGCUCGCUUACAGGAUGAGAGGCUAAGCCCUGGGGACACAGCCUGGAUUCUAACAACUCCUGCAUCUGCUGGUGUCACCGAGGCCUUGUUCUUCAGUGAUACAGUGCUGGAAACUUGUUCCCCUUCGGAAGGCAAGACUCUCCUCUCAAGUGCUUGUUGCUCAGGGAGGGUACCUGGAGGGGCUGCUGGCUGGUCUCCUGAGUUGUUCUUCCAAGCACAAACCCCUUUUUCCUAUAAGCCAAAACACUAA